This is a messenger RNA of Betta splendens (Siamese fighting fish), 3819 nucleotides long. RefSeq names its product rap guanine nucleotide exchange factor 5-like. NCBI's taxonomy places the organism in Eukaryota, Metazoa, Chordata, Actinopteri, Anabantiformes, Osphronemidae. The record is from RefSeq and is a predicted model, not a curated record. Gene Ontology annotation, molecular function: guanyl-nucleotide exchange factor activity. Bases 250 to 2079 code for a protein of 609 amino acids. Gene Ontology annotation, biological process: positive regulation of GTPase activity; Ras protein signal transduction. Gene Ontology annotation, cellular component: plasma membrane. The transcript has 17 exons.
GAGGCAGUCCGUGUGUGUGUGAGGGAGAGGGGCUACGCUGUGCUCGUUCUCCAGGGGGUGUCGUCAGAGCGUCCAGCCCCCUCUGCAACGGAGCGGGGAGGGGGGAGAGAGCAGGCGAGGAACAGGAGGUAGUGGACGGCGGUGGGCUCGGUAUCAGCUGUAGUGCAUGGAUGGAUGGGUAAGGGGCGCAUGCAGCAGUAACCACGGAAACCGCGGUCACCGGCGUGAGAGCGGGGGGACCGUGCAGGGAUGGGAUCUCGACCGCAGCCCCCGGACCUGCGGCAGGAGGACGGCAGGCGGCUGCACGCCGCCUUGGUGGAGCAGGAGGAAGAUGACGACGAAGAGGAGGGCUCCGAGGACAGCGGCAGUGACAGCACCAGCCGGGCAGAGCCGCUGACCAUGCCCACUUUUGACGUCCCGUACUUCCGCUACAUCGAUGACGAGGGGACGGAGGGAGAGGAGGAAUGGAGCAGCAGCCGCUCGCUGUCGUCCAUCGAGGAGGACUCGUCCACUGACUCUGUUGUGUCUGACAGGUACGUGGUGGUGUCGGGAACCCCGGAGAAGAUCCUGGAGCACCUACUGAAUGAGCUGAUGCUGGACCAGGACCCGGACGCAGCCCAGGGCGCAGAGUCAGACACACUCCUGGAUGACUUUCUGCUGACCUACCCCGUGUUCAUGUCCACCGCUGAUUUAUGCCAAGCUCUGCUGGGACACUAUUGCACCAGGCGUCACAGAGGAAAAGAGGACAGGAAGGAGCCCGUGGAGAGGAAGCGGAAGGUCCUCCACCUGGUGUCGCAGUGGAUGUGUCUCUGCCGAGGUUUCCUGCGAGAAGACGCGCACGUCCAGCUCUUCAUGAAGACCUUGCACCGCUACGUGCUGGACGACCUCUACGAGCACCCCACCCUGGACACAGACGUGAGGGAGGUGCAGAGGCUGCACCAGCUGCAGCGCAGACGUACAGUGGAUGAAUAUUCCCCUCAAAGAAAGAGCAAAGCGCUUUUCCACCAAUCAAGCCUGAAGGAGAGCGGGCUCCAGUCCAGAUGUUCGCAGCCGUGGACCAAGGAAGCGCUCUGCCAGGUGUACCUCAGCAUGGACUCGUACCUGAGCGUCAAGGCCGGCGCCGGGGCGGCAGCUCGGGAGCUGCUGCAGGCGGUGGCGGACAGGAUGGAGGUCCCCCAGGGAGAGCUGGUGCUGGUGGCUGUCACCUACCCUGGAGGUCGACUCCUGCUGCAGCCGCAGGACCGGGUUUUCUCGGAUUCUUUACGGCCGGUGGGCAGGCUGCAUAUAUGCAGGAGGGACCUCGGAGAAGUCCUGAAUCCGCUGACAGACAACUCAGAGCUGAGGACGGCGCGAAUGCUCGGUUUGAACACGUGGGACGUGGCUGUGGCUCUCAGCAACUUUGACUGGAGCAUCUUUAACGCAAUACAUGAGCAAGAGCUGGUUUAUUUCAUCUUCAGCCGCCAUGCCAGCAAUCACCACACGGCGGCGCUAGAGCUGCUGCUGCAGCGCUGCAACGAGAUCCAGCUGUGGGUGAUGACGGAGGUGCUGCUGUGCUCGCCGCUCUGCAAACGGGUCCAGCUCAUCAAGAAGUUCAUCAAGAUUGCUGCCCACUGUAAAGCACAAAGAAAUCUCAGCUGUUUCUUUGCCAUUAUAAUGGGCCUGAACACUGCAGCUGUUAGUCGCCUCAGUCAGACCUGGGAGAAAAUACCUGGGAAAUUCAAAAAGCUGUUUUCAGAACUAGAUACAGUCACAGAUCCGUCGCUGAACCACAAGACCUACAGAGACUCCUUCAAGAAGAUGAAGUCACCAAAAAUCCCCUUUCUUCCUCUGCUGCUAAAAGACAUCACAUUCAUUCACGAAGGCAACAAGACGUUUCACGACAACCUGGUCAAUUUUGAAAAGCUGCACAUGAUUGCAGACGCAGUGAGGCUCAUCCGGCACUGUCAGAAAGACCACUUGGGAAAUGGGAUCUCCCAGAAGAGCAGCUCUGAAGCGCGAGCCUACGUUGAUCACCUUCAUGUCAUAGACAAUCAGCAGACGCUCUUUGAACUGUCACACAGGCUGGAGCCUCGCGCUUAACUCAACAGAACCCGCGUCGUCGGCCCCACUUGAACCGCCAAGGAACAAAUCUAUGGCUGCCUCAUCUCUCAGGACUCUGUCUGCAGUCAGAGGAAAGCAGUAUGACCCUGGCCCACCACCAGGGGGAGCCACUCGACUGAGAGGCACAAGCAGAUCACUCUUACAUUCAGUGCAUAAAUAUUUAUGUAGAUUCAUAAUAAAGUGACUGAUACAGCACAUGUGAAAGCAGGCGUAGCUGCAUUCAGCUGCUUUAGCAGCAGUUGAACCUCAACCUGUUUUGCCUGUGGAUUAGAAAGACAGCAGCAUUAGAGCUGCUCACACUGGUCAGGAUGCGUGCAACGUGCCGCUGGUUACAUUUAUUUCCCACAGCUGCAGCAAGACAACAGCGCCCCCUAGUGGGGAACGUGCAGUUACGGAUGCGGGCCUGCAGCAGGCGAGCAGCAUAAGGUGGAAACCAUCAAAGCUCAUCCUAGACUUUGAAAACAGUAGGCGAGAAAACAACACAAACCGUGUGACUCAAGUCAUAAGAUACAGACAAAGUCAUGAUGCAUGUUUUUUUUUACUUGAAGAUGAGUGACAAGGUUGUUUUUUUCAUAUUUAACCAAAGAGAUCUCCAAUAACACAUCUUGAAUUAUCAGGAUGACAUAAUACUGAUUCGGUUUGACUGGUGCAAAACAGGUGUUCAGCACUGUAUGACUCACACUCACAUUAUUUACUGUUAAACUGUUAUUACAACAGUGUUAUUACACUUUUCCAUGCUCUAUUUUUUACAGCAUAUAAAUCUAUUACAAUACAGUUUUCUGAAGGCGUUACACAGUCCAGACGACAGCACUGCAGGAAAUGAGAACAGAAUACACAGGAUGUUGGACAUUUCGUUGUGAGUGGGGCCAUCAAAGGUCACACAUUUCUAUGUGUGACUUAUAUCCAUAUGUGUUAGUGCCAAAUACACAUUAAUGCUAAAUGCUUCUCCUGUCAAAGUAUUGGCCAGUUUUCUUCAUGUAGCUGUGGACAAUCAGUUAAAUGAAGCAGCAGUCAGGUGUUCAGGUUUAAACACCAUAAAGAGUUUUUUCCUCACAUCACAGACUAUUUGAAAGACUAGUAUCAACACGUCUUUUAAAAAACAUGAGUCAUGAUUACCCUUAUUCUGAGCUACAGCUGGUCUCAUGUAUAGAUGUUAUUGAGGUCAACAAUUUUGUGUUCGAGGGUAAACUUAAACUUUGAUUUGCUCAUAAUUAAUGAGCAAAUCAAACACCACACCUUUAGAAAAGGCAAAACACAUCAAAGCCAUGAGCUGCUGUAUGUGUAGUAGAACCACAGUAUGCAGCCGUGUGGUCGUAGCCGAUACAAUACUCCUGAAAAUUCUCACGUAUAUUUUGAAGUUUUAAUGAGGACACGUAGAAGAUUUCGAAAACUUUAAUUUUGAUCAUUUGUAUUUUGAAACCCAAAGUCCAACAUGCACUGGACAGAACAUUCUGCAGUAUUUAGAUUUUUUUUAUCAUCAACAAUGUCCAGCUGCUUUUAUUUGUAGUGUGUAUAUAUUUGUGUUGAAAUUCUGGACAUAGACCUUUAUUUAUUAUUUCAGAGCCAUUUAAUUUCUCCAUGGAAUUGUACGUACGUAUGUAUGUAUUCAUCCCUUUCAGCUUCAUGUGUGCACCGUUUAGGUUGGUCUGCAUGAUAUGGUGAACCAUGGAUUGACCACCAGUGUCAACUGUGCAUGUAAUAAAAGAUUCUUAAUCACCA